GGUGUGGGGAGGGGGAGGGGUGUGUGGAAAGCCUUGACACAGAGUGAGUGCCGCCCCAGUGCGUUGUGUUGUUAGUAGUAGAUCAAGCAGGAAUGGCUCCAUCCAUCAGCUGGCCAAGCUCUGGAGUGCUCACCUCCGGCCUAGCAUGGUCGCCUCCAACGUUCAUCAACGAUGAGGUUGAAGCGUCUGAGAGCAACCAGUCUGUGGGCGGGGAAGAAGUGCAGCAGGUCGGGGGUGGCGACUCGUCGGCAGCAGGGCACGGGAACAAUGAAGCUGAUACGGAAUUUGUGGAAGGGCAGAUCGGGAUGAGCGACGAGGCUGGCAUCUGGGCUGAUGCUGAAACAAAUGGUGCAGAUGCGGGUGCCGUGCUCUGCAAGAAGGUGGGGGCGAGCAUGACCCGGAAGAUUUGGAGCCAGUGGGCGAAGACGAUGGUGUGGAUCGGCUGGAGGCAGGUGAAGAAUCAGGGGUCCACCCGACAAGCGGGGGUGAGGUGGAGGAAGAAGACGACGCGACCAGCAGGGCGCCGAAACGGGCACGGAUUUAGUUAGUGAUGGGCAUGCGUACUUUAGGUCUUAAGUGCUGCAUUUGAAAACACCAGGGAGGGGUGUGUGGGUCGAGUUAGUGGAUGUACUAUCCAUGCUACAUGCAUGGUGCUACAAGUCCCCGUAGUAAUAGCAUCCGAGCUGUGUGGUUAGUGCAGUGCACUAUAUGCAAUCAGUUCUUAAUGAGGGAACAGAGUGCAAGUGUAGUCCGGAAUAAAGAAAGUGUGGUUGGCAUUUCCUAAGCUGAAGCAUGCAAGGGAUGCAUGCAUGCAGGAGGAAGUGUUUCGUGAAAGCUGCAUGCAGUAUCGUGCCACUGCUAGUGGGGCCAGUAGCACAGGACGAAAAGUCUCAAUGAGUGCAUGCAUGCGAAAGUACGCGAGAAAGGGUUGGGAUCUGGUGUUAACGCUUUUUGGAUUGAUUCGAGACAUGUGAUUUUUUUGUCUUGGAGCUGUAGCACUGUCGGAGGAACAGUAAGCAUAGUAGUUCAGUUCCUAAAACAGGCAUAGAAGCUAAUCCCCCUCAGACGCCCAUUUCUGGACUGCGAGUGCGCGCAGGUAGUCAGCGUUUAAUCUGGAACCAGCCGGUGGAUAGGACCAUAUGGCUGUACUGACACGUGAACCGGGUGUGCUUUCGAUAUGGAGUGAAAAAACGGAAGGAGCAAAUGCAAGUACAAGCACAGAUAGGAAUGGUGUGCGGCGGGCUGCGUUGCUCGGGCAGAAGGCAUCUCGUACGAUGAGUCAUGUCGAAAAAUAGCAGUGGCUCACACGUAGGAAAGCGCGAGGUAUUUUCGCAGGCAAUGGCGCGGUAGGCGGGGCCAGUAACUACUGCGAGAGAGAGGCAGAGUAAUUGGUAGCUGGGCUGGGGUGGCGAUAAAGAGACGCGGCGCUGCUCUGCCUCCUCAACAAUGGCCUUUGCUGAAGCACAGGAGAAAGAAAAGCAGGGGAAUAGAGAGGGGGGAGCGAGCUUGCUACAGGAACCCUAGGUUUCCGGCGUGACCGCCGACGACAUCUCCGCGCUCCGACCGGCCAGAAACCCUGGCUGGUCGUCAAUGGCGUCCUUGUCAGAGUUGGCCACUGGUACGAGGCGGAUGCGCUCGCCGGCAACGCCGAAGCGAGCCAGCUCAUGGGGCAGUUUGGGGCUAGGCGAGUGUUCUACGGAAGUGGAGCGAAGCGGAUCGAUGCGUGGAGUUUUUUCAGCGGCAGCGCUGCUAGGCGUGGGGAUGAUGUGCUAUCCGGUGGUCGAGAAGACGGGGCUGGCCCCGAUGCUCACCGUCAGGGCGUCUGGACCGUUGGACAAGAACUUCUACGCGGACUGCCUCCCCCGGGUGGACACAUCUGACCGUGAUACCCUGCGGUUCGUGUUUCGUGACGGUGAGAUACGUGAAAUAGGUAGAUCCGAUGUGGAGAAUAUCAUGGGCGUGGCUUCCGGCAAAAGGAAGAUUAGUCUUACUAAGCCCAAGGAUAAGGGUAGGCUAGUAGAGAAGGUGCAAAGUGUGCUAGGGUUACCUGUGAACAGAAACAGGGGCAUCAGGGUCGAACACCUUAAAAAGGUGAUGCAGAUCUGUGAUGCUUAUGGCAUUAACCCGGAGACUUGGAAGAGAUGUCUAGCUGCAUACGCACUGCUUUCCUGCUGUACUUUGGUCUCUCCAAGGGCAGCGAACGCAAACGUGCCAGAUGAACUCCUGCCGUGCGUGCAAAAUCCACUUGAGAUAGGUGAGUACGACUGGGCAGGGGUACAUACUUGAUGUACUUCGAGCUAGUGUGGAGAGAUUCCAGCAGGAGAUGAAUGAAGGAGCUCCAUCCCUGACUUCUGGGGGGUCCAACUUGUUUCUGCAGCUGUACUGCCUGGAGUGGACAGAUUUUAGGAAGCACAGCCUAGAUACGGACUUGGUCCCGAAAAUUGGUGCAUAUACAACUGAGAAGAUCAAAGAACUAAUCAAGCUCGAGAUGCAAGACAGGUUGCUGAAGUCUCCACGAUUUAAGACGAGGAGUGUUGAGAGCAUGGCCAGUAGAGCGAGAAGAUUACAUCCAGUGAUCGCAAGUGCUGGGACAGUAAAAGAGAGGAAGGUGCGGCUUGGAGGGGUGGUGGACGAGGAUGUCAUUCCCACGAUAAAGAACAUAGUACUCCAACUAGCAGGUGACCUGAACCCUGGGCAGGGUGAAGCAGUGAUGAGCGAAUGUAGGCGGGAGGCGCUGGUGGAUGAAGCCCUUCAAGCAAUCGACGACACGAAGCAGCACAUCCUGACGAAACUGCUGAUGAGCACGGGAUGCUACAGUAUGGCAGAGAUAGAGGAAACAGGAGAUGAAGGUACAGAAAGAAAGAACGGCGGCGCUGUGACAGGCUCAAGGAAACAAGCAGGCAAAAACUUUUGUUGUCUUCCUAAAAGCAUGGAAGGUUCAGUGUUUACGAAGCAAAAAAGGAACUCUAACUCGUCACAAAAUGCAGCUAGAGCCGGGGGUGGUGGCGGAGGAGAUGAUGAUUCUGCACCAGAUGGUACAAACUCAACAGAGGCCGCGGUGGGGCUGAUGCAGCUGGGGAGAAAAGGCGGAGGAGAGCAGAGAAGAGAACCAGAGGAGAAGAGCGAUGCAGAUUGUCCACCAACAAUGAAGACACGAACAUCAGGAGAUUGCGAUACGGAGAUGCAUACCACCCAGACUCAGGCACCAAGGGAGCGAGAGGUUAAUGAGGGUCCAGGUGUGCAGCAUUUCGAAACCCUGAUAUGACAUGUGUUGUACCUAGGCUUGAUCGUUUUUGUAAAAAAAAAUGUGAAACACUUUGAGGAUGUGCUGAAGCAGUAGCAGUUGCAGGUGCACGAGAUGAGGGAUCAGCUGAUGCAGAGGUGGGAGGACCCAUCACGAAAGGGAGCGCGGUGGGCACAAAGA
This is a messenger RNA of Aegilops tauschii subsp. strangulata, 3424 nucleotides long. RefSeq lists its product as uncharacterized. The record is from RefSeq and is a predicted model, not a curated record. Lineage: Eukaryota; Viridiplantae; Streptophyta; Magnoliopsida; Poales; Poaceae.